Molecule: messenger RNA, 2226 nt
Organism: Colletotrichum truncatum
Lineage: Eukaryota; Fungi; Ascomycota; Sordariomycetes; Glomerellales; Glomerellaceae
Product: beta-1,3-endoglucanase
Biological process (GO): glucan catabolic process
Molecular function (GO): hydrolase activity, hydrolyzing O-glycosyl compounds
Source: RefSeq, a predicted model, not a curated record
AUGGCUCCUUCUCUCCUUACCAUCGGCACUGCCGCCUUGGCCCUGGCCGGCGAAGCCACCGCCAAGAAAUUCUCCCUCGAAGACACCUACGAUUCGAACAACUUCUUCAGCAAAUUUACUUUCUUUGAGAGUAAAUACGGAACCGGCAACUACAAUGACGUCGACCUGACUUCGGGUUACAUCAACUACCGUAACCAGGUUGACGCCGAGCAGUUGGGCCUCAUCAAUACCAACAACGGUGAGGUCUUCCUCGGCGUUGACAGCAAAAACGUCACUCAGUUCCCCGGUGUCGGACGUUCUAGCGUGCGCCUUGAGAGCAAGACCGUCUACAACAAGGCCCUCAUUGUCGCUCGGUUCUCUCACUUGCCCAAGGCCGUUUGUGGCUCUUGGCCCGCUUUCUGGUCUUACGGUUCCCCCUGGCCCACAAAGGGGGAGUUGGAUAUAUAUGAGGGCUGGAACAAUAACGCUGCCAACAAGCCUGCAGUCCACACUGACCAGUCUGCAUUGAGAGGACAGUGCCUGCUUAGCCAAGCUAGCCAGACAGCAAAGAUCGAGACGCCCAACUGCGAUAAUGCGGCUCCUGGACAAUACACCAACCAAGGAUGUGCGUCUACGGCCACUUCGGGCGACCCUUACGCCUCCAACGAAGGUGGAAUUUACGCGGUUGAGUGGACGGAUGACUACAUCAAGUUCUUCUCCUGGCGUUACGGAGCUGCUCCUGCGGACAUUGACUCCAGCAACCCCGAUACGUCCACCUGGGGCACUCCCAGUGUGCUGAUUGCGAAUGACCUUUGCAACAUUGACACUCACUUCAAGGACCAGCGUCUUGUCAUCAACAUCGACUUCUGCGGUGUCCUUGCUGGAAACGCUGACGUUUGGAAUGCUCAGUGCGCCAAGGCCACAAACCACGCCGUGUGCUCCAGCUAUGUCGCCCAGAACCCUCAGGCUUUUGCGGAUACCUACUUCAAGGUGAAGGAUAUCCGCAUCUUCAAGGAGGAUGGCAAGCCCAGCACAACCGCCGUUUCUACCAACACCACCGCUACUGCUCCUGUCUCCGGCUCUCCAUUCAGCAACACCACCACCAUCGGUUCUUCCGGCUCUUCUUCCGGCUCUUCUUCUGGAUCUGCCUCUGGAUCUGCCUCUGGAUCUUCCUCUGGAUCUUCCUCCGACUCUAGCUCCAGCUCCAGCUCCGGCUCCGGCUCCGGCUCCGUCAUCAGCACCCCCUUCACCAACUCUACUUCCUCCAGCUCUAGCUCUAGCGGCAACUCCGCCUCUGGAGCUGGCUCAGAUGCUGUCUCUGGCUCGUCCAACACUACUGUAACUAGCUCUGGCUCCGGUUCUGGCUCUGGUUCUAUCGUCAAUUCUGGUUCCACCAACUCCACUGCUUCCAGCUCAGACUCUGCUUCCGGUUCUGGUUCUGGUUCUGGCUCCGGCUCCGGCUCUGUCGUAAACUCUGGUUCCACCAACUCCACUGCUUCUGGCUCCGGCUCUGGCUCUGGCUCUGGCUCCGGCUCUGGCUCCGGCUCCGGCAUUGGUGCGUCUUCCAGUGUCCAGAUGACCACGUCAACUGUUUUCACCACCAAGAUCUCCACUGUUACGGCAUGCCCCGCGACUGUCACCAACUGCCCCGUGGGCAAGGUUGUCACUCAGACGAUUGCACUGUACACUACAGUCUGCCCGGUCACCGCCGUGCCCAAGACAACUCCUGCCACUGGCAAAUCCACCAAGAAGAACUCUUCCACCAAGGUCAACAAGAACACCUCUACCCAGAAGACUACCAAGCCCGCUACUGCCACUGGCCCCAAGACAACCGUCCUGACUAAGGUGUACACCAUCUCCAAGUGCCCUUCUUCCGUCCCCAACUGCCCUAUUGGCAGCGUGACCACCAAGGUCAUCACCAAGGUCAGCACUCCUGGCGUCCCAGCCACGCCCAAGACUACCACACCCACCGCAAAGGGUAACACCACCCCUGUGACCAAGGUUGUCACCAUCAGCACCACUCCUGCCAAGCCCACUGGCGGCAACACCAACAACAACGGUAACACCGCCAACAACAACAACAACAACAACAACACCAACAAGAGCACUGGCAACAGCACUUCUGCUGCUUGUUCUGGCUCCGGCUGCCCGGCCACGACGAAGCCGGUUACCACUAACGGCGCCGUCCAGGUCGGUGUCAGCUUCGCCCUCAUGGCUGUUGGUGCGAUUGCCGUCUUUGUCCUGUAG